CUUCAUCUUCAUCUUCAUCUUCAUCUUCAUCUUCAUCUUCAUCUUCAUCUUCAUCUUCCUUCACAGGAACAGGGAACAGGAACAGGAACCAAAUAACCAAAAACUGAACACUGAACGAAACACAAAAAUUCGAAAUCGUUUUGUUGUAGUUGUAAAAUAAUUAUAGGAGUAGAUAAAAUCAAGUGUACUCAAAUGGAAGUCAAACAAGAAAUUAGUCAGGAAUGCUGUAAAAUAGAAAUAGAUUAUAAUGACUUGGAUUAUGCUCUUUUGGAUGGCUUUAAAUGUGAAAUUCAAGAGGAGUCCAAUAGAGAAAGUACUCAUGGCACAUAUGAUUCUUUAGACUUUGAAGAAAACCAAAAAACUGAAAAAGGUUAUCUCCAAGAUGUAAACAAAAUGGACGUUAUGGAGAAACUCAUUGUAGAUUUAUCUUACGAAGAAAAUUAUAUAAGUCAACACAUUGAAGGAAAAACAUUACAUGAAAAUAUGAAAGUUGUGACGGGAAAUAGACCUUAUAAAUGUGAAAUUUGUUUUAGGCAGUUUUCCCUCAAAUGUUCUUUAAAAACACAUUAUAUGAGAGUACAUACUAAGAUAAAACCAUACAAGUGUGAAAAUUGUUUUAAGCAGUUUUCUCAGAAAAGUCAUUUGAAUAGACAUUUGAAAUUGCACACUGGGGAAAAAGUUUAUAAGUGCGAAAUUUGUUUUCAGCAAUUUAGUAAAGCAGAUAGUUUGAAAACACAUUUAAGAGUGCAUACUGGGAAAAAACGUUCUAAGUGUGAAAUUUGUUUUAAGCAAUUUUCUCAUAAAAGUCUUUUGAAUAAACAUUUGAGAGUGCACACUGGGGAAAAACCUCACAAGUGUGAAAUUUGUUUUAAGCAGUUUAGCGAAGCAGGCUCUUUGGAAAAACAUUUGAGAGUGCACACUGGGGAAAAACCUUACAAGUGUGAAAUUUGUUUUAAGCAGUUUAGCGAAGCAGGCAGUUUGAAAACACAUUUGAGAGUGCAUACUGGAGAAAACCCUUACAAGUGUGAAAUUUGUUUAAAGCAGUUAAGCGAAGCAGGUUCUUUGAAAAAACAUUUGAGAGUGCACACUGGCGAGAAACCUUACAAGUGUGAAAUUUGUUUUAACCAGUUUAGCGAAGCAGGCAGUUUGAAAACACAUUUGAGAGUGCACACUGGAGAAUACUCUUACAAGUGUGAAAUUUGUUUUAAGCAGUUUUCUCAGAAAAUUCAUUUGAAAACACAUUUGAGAGUGCACACUAGGGAAAAACCUUACAAGUGUGAAAUUUGUUUUAAGCAAUUUUCUCAGAAAAUUCAUUUGAAUACACAUUUGAGAGUGCACACUAGGGAAAAACCUUACAAGUGUGAAAUUUGUUUUAAGCAGUUUUCUCAGAAAAUUCAUUUGAAUAAACAUUUGAGAGUGCACACUGGGGAAAAACCUUACAAGUGUGAAAUUUGUUUUAAGCAGUUUUCUCAGAAAAUUCAUUUGAAUACACAUUUGAGAGUGCACACUGGGGAAAAACCUUAUAAGUGUGAAAUUUGUUUUACCCAGUUUAGCGAAGCAGGCAGUUUGAAAACACAUGUGAGAGUGCACACUGGAGAAUACCCUUACAAGUGUGAAAUUUGUUUUAAGCCGUUUUCUCAGAAAAUUCAUUUGAAUACACAUUUGAGAGUGCACACUAGGGAAAAACCUUACAAGUGUGAAAUUUGUUUUAAGCAGUUUUUUCAGAAAAUUUAUUUGAAUACACAUUUGAGAGUGCACACUGGGGAAAAACCUUACAAGUGUGAAAUUUGUUUUAAGCAGUUUUCUCAGAAAAUUCAUUUGAAUGCACAUUUGAGAGUGCACACUGGGGAAAAACCUUACAAGUGUGAAAUUUGUUUUAAGCAGUUUUCUCAGAAAAGUCAUUUGAAUAAACAUUUGAGAGUGCACACUGGGGAAAAACCUUACAAGUGUGAAAUUUGUUUUAAGCAGUUUAGCGAAACAGGUUCUUUGAAAAAUCAUUUGAGAGUACACACUGGGGAAAAACCUUACAAGUGUGAAAUUUGUUUGAAGCAGUUUAGCGAAGCAGGCAGUUUGAAAAUACAUUUGAGAGUGCACACUAAGGAAAAACCUUAUAAGUGUAAAAUUUGUUUUAAGCAGUUUAGCGCAGCAAUCCGUUUGAAAAUACAUUUGAGAGUGCACACUGGGGAAAAACCUUACAAGUGUGAAAUUUGUUUUAAGCAGUUUAGCGAAGCAGGCAGUUUAAAAACACAUUUGAGAGUGCACACUGGGGAAAAACCUUACAAGUGUGAAAUUUGUUUUAAGCAGUUUUCUCAGAAAAGUCAUUUGAAUAAACAUUGGAGAGUACACACUGGGGAAAAACCUUACAAGUGUGAAAUUUGUUUUAAGCAGUUUAGCGAAACAGUUUCUUUGAAAAAACAUUUGAGAGUACACAGUGGGGAAAAACCUUACAAGUGUGAAAUUUGUUUUAAGCAGUUUAGCGAAGCAGGCAAUUUGAAAAUACAUUUGAGAGUGCACACUAAGGAAAAACCUUAUAAGUGUAAAAUUUGUUUUAAGCAGUUUAGCGCAGCAUUCAGUUUGAAAAUACAUUUGAGAGUGCACACUGGGGAAAAACCUCACAAGUGUGAAAUUUGUAAAAAGCAGUUUAGCGAAGCAGGCAGUUUAAAAACACAUUUGAGAGUGCACACUGGGGAAAAACCUUACAAGUGUGAAAUUUGUUUUAAGCAGUUUUCUCAGAAAAGUCAUUUGAAUAAACAUUUGAGAGUGCACACUGGGGAAAAACCUUACAAGUGUGAAAUUUGUUUUAAGCAGUUUAGCGAAGCAGGCAGUUUAAAAACACAUUUGAGAGUGCACACUAGGAAAAACCUUAUAUGUAAAAUUGCUAGGUUGAAGUCUACUUUUGUGAUAUGUAAUAAAAUAUAAUUGUAUAAUGUCAAA
Messenger RNA from Diabrotica virgifera virgifera (western corn rootworm), 2934 nucleotides. Its product is annotated as zinc finger protein 271-like. Gene Ontology annotation, molecular function: RNA polymerase II cis-regulatory region sequence-specific DNA binding; DNA-binding transcription factor activity. Gene Ontology annotation, biological process: regulation of cytokine production; regulation of immune system process; negative regulation of transcription by RNA polymerase II. Lineage: Eukaryota; Metazoa; Arthropoda; Insecta; Coleoptera; Chrysomelidae. The transcript has 3 exons. The record is from RefSeq and is a predicted model, not a curated record. The coding region runs from base 193 to 2919 and encodes 908 amino acids.